UAUAAGAGCAAACCCUACCGCCUCCAUCGUCUUCUCUGACGAGGCAAAUCAUAAACCUUCACUGAGGCUCAACCUUCUCAUUAGCCGCCAGCCAUGGUGAAGUACUCCAGGGAGCCCGACAAUCCCACCAAGUCAUGCAAGGCUAGGGGAUCCGACCUCAGAGUUCAUUUCAAGAACACUCGGGAAACUGCCUUUGCCAUUAGAAAGCUGCCCUUGACCAAGGCAAAGACAUACUUGGAGGAUGUUUUGGCCCACAAACAAGCCAUACCAUUCAGACGAUUCUGUGGUGGUGUCGGGCGUACCGCACAGGCGAAAAACAGGCAUUCCAAUGGGCAAGGUCGUUGGCCAGUGAAGUCUGCAAGAUUCAUUCUUGAUUUGCUCAAGAAUGCUGAGAGCAAUGCUGAGGUUAAGGGUUUGGAUGUCGAUUCACUCUACAUUUCCCACGUCCAGGUCAACCAAGCGCAGAAGCAAAGGCGUCGUACCUACCGUGCUCAUGGAAGAAUCAACCCUUAUAUGUCAUCUCCCUGCCAUAUUGAGUUGAUCUUGUCUGAGAAGGAAGAGCCUGUUAAGAAAGAGCCUGAGACCCAAUUGGCAACUAGCAAAUCGAAGAAAUCUUCGGCUCUGCGCAGUGGUGCUUCUUCAUGAGUUCCAUUUGUUCAGUUCGACUAAUUGAAGGCUUCUCACAUUUUUCAUGUCUUUCGCUCGUGGAGUUUUUGUUGCGUUUCAUAGCAUGAAAUAUCAUGUAGACGAUUCAGACAUCAUGUUUUGUUCCAAAUUAUGUUUAGCUUGAUGUUAUCCGAGUAUUUUUGCUGAAUUUUUGGUUGUUAGCCAAUUCUAGUCUUUACAUAUAUGUCACAGUUUUUCAACUU
Morus notabilis is the source of this 869-nucleotide messenger RNA. RefSeq names its product 60S ribosomal protein L17-2. Gene Ontology annotation, cellular component: ribosome; cytosolic large ribosomal subunit. Bases 94 to 645 code for a protein of 183 amino acids. The record is from RefSeq and is a predicted model, not a curated record. The transcript is spliced from 7 exons. Gene Ontology annotation, molecular function: structural constituent of ribosome. NCBI's taxonomy places the organism in Eukaryota, Viridiplantae, Streptophyta, Magnoliopsida, Rosales, Moraceae. Gene Ontology annotation, biological process: cytoplasmic translation.